AACGAGAAAAAGGAAAAGUUUAUAGAGCGUGCAAUUCUACUCUGCCUAUAUGUGAUACAAUUCCUAACAAAUAAAUAUUAUUUUCUGCGGAUAUUGCGAAUCGGAAUAGUGGAAAGUGAUCGCGAAAAUGGCUAGUGAAAUUGGCAGCUUUAAAUACGAAGUUGUUGUAGACGCCUUACCAUAUAUAGAUCAAGGUUACGAUGAUUUGGGUGUUCGAGAAUCCGCUUUAGCUAUGGUGGAAGAAGAAUGUCGCCGUUAUCGUCCGACUAAAAAUUAUUUAGAGCAUUUACCUCCUUUGAAUACGUCCGCGUUCGAAACAAAGCUAAUGUCACAAGAAUUUGAACGCAUACAAAACCGUGUACCUAUGGAGACAUUAAGCAUGAAGCGCUACGAAUUGCCACCACCAUCGACAGGGCGCUCCGAAGUGUCCGCUUGGGAAGAGUCUAUCGAUAAUUCCAAGGCUCAGCUGGAACAUCAAUGGGUACGGGCCAUGAAUCUCGAAUUAAUGCUUGACUAUGGUAUUGAAGCGUGGAAAGCUUACUUGGAAGUAUUUGUGGCUAUGCAGGCGAAAGCCCACACAAAAUUGCAACAUUUAAAAAAGGAAAUACAAGAUGUAAAUUGGCAAAGAAAACAAACUCAGACCCAGGCUGGGGAAAAACUGCGCACGUUGGAAGCCAAUUGGGUGUCUCUGGUAUCGAAAAAUUACGAAAUUGAACAACAAUGCGUAGAAAUGGAAAAACAAAUACAUUUAGCCCGAAGACGGAUAGCUGAGAAAGAAAUUACUCCCGCAAUGAACGGCAGCGAGCAAAUGAACGGUCAUCCGGAAGAGAAUAAUGAAGCUGAAGAAGAAAGUGCGAUGGAACAUGAACCUGAACAGGACAAUGAAGAAAACAUAUCGCCGCCAGUUAGUUAACUUGUAAAGCUUUUACAAUAAAACCACGGUUUUUGCUUUUUUUUUUUUUUUUUGUAAAGUAUCUGAAAUUA
Molecule: messenger RNA, 984 nt
Organism: Glossina fuscipes
Lineage: Eukaryota; Metazoa; Arthropoda; Insecta; Diptera; Glossinidae
Gene: BCAS2
Product: pre-mRNA-splicing factor SPF27
Exons: 2
Coding region: 128-913 (261 amino acids)
Biological process (GO): mRNA processing
Cellular component (GO): catalytic step 2 spliceosome; precatalytic spliceosome; Prp19 complex
Source: RefSeq, a predicted model, not a curated record